Molecule: messenger RNA, 1954 nt
Organism: Nematolebias whitei (Rio pearlfish)
Lineage: Eukaryota; Metazoa; Chordata; Actinopteri; Cyprinodontiformes; Rivulidae
Product: transcription factor 20
Exons: 3
Coding region: 56-1954 (632 amino acids)
Biological process (GO): regulation of transcription by RNA polymerase II
Cellular component (GO): nucleus
Source: RefSeq, a predicted model, not a curated record
GAUGGAUUCUUAACCGGACAUCUAAAAAGAAACAGUUCGGGUUUGUCCGGUUGUUAUGGAGCCUGGGAGCUUAGAUGAUCUACAGCCUCAGGAUGUCUCCACCUCCAGCAUGCCCACUGUGAUCGACCUGAGCAGGAGAGAGGAGGAACAUGUCCUCGCCUCAGCACCUCACGAUGUCCUGCGAAUGGUCAAGAGCCCUGGCUGGUACCCAGACUCCAGGACCACCACUGAGACUGGUUCUUCAGAUGUCACGCUUCAAGCAGGGGAACGAGUUCAACCAGACAAUGCCUUAUCCCACACUACAGUCACCGUGUCUUACGUGAGCAGGUCUCAUGUCUUCUCCACUCACAGCUCCUUAUCUCAACAUAUGCCUCUUUACACCGUGUCGCCUAUCAGCAAGUUUUCCUUCCACCCUCUUGGUGACACAGAUAACGGGCCCAGCGAGACCAGCUAUACACUGAACCAGGACUGCUUGGAGCAGAUGCAGGAGCCCCUAAACCUAGCCUUGCAGAGUGAACCUGCUCACCCGUUUUCUCUGGCUCAGUCUGGACCAGACACUGAUGUGGGGACAAGCUUUGCUCCGGAGCCUCUUGGGUUGAACGGUGGAAACAUUUCUAGUGAUGGCUUCUUGGAAGAGCUGUUAGGAGACAACGAGCAGCACAAGUUUCCAGAGAACAAGAAGAACGGUUUGGAGAACGUUCAGCACAAUGGCUGGUCAAGUUCCGGAGCACUUAGCGAAUCUUCACCCGAGGUUCCUGUCAGAGAGGAGGAUGAUGAGAGAGGGAGCUCUGAUGUGCUCUUCGUUAUGUCUCAGAAGCAGGACUCGGACAGCACAGGUGCCAGAGGUCUGUGUUCUCUAAGCAAGGACUACAGGAGUCCCCUGGAGGACCCCGUCUCCCCAUCUGCUACCUCACUGGACGAUGUGACAGAUGUGUUCCUGCUCCCUCAGGCCUCCAGCUCACCCAGCGCUGAUGCCUCUUACCCCGAGAGAGAUGAAGGGGGCUUGGAAAGGAACUCAAAGAAGGAGCCAGAGCCUUCUCAGCCUGGACCGUCAGUGGAAAUGAAAGUGCCAAAGUUUUCACCCCCUCUGCCACCAUCAAAUCCUCCAAAGAACAACCCAGGCAAAACCAAAAGGAAAUCUCCUGGUAGCAAAGUGUCUCCCACUGCCAAGACGAAGCCAGCUCGGACUCCUAAACGGAGGCGGAAGAAACCCAGAUGGAGCCAGACCUCAUUGAUCUUUGCUCCAAAGGAGCCAGAGAUCAAGCUCAAAUAUGUCAACUACAAGGAGGACAAGAGGGACCCGAGGUUGGACGCUUUCUCUCCGUUUGUUCACGUCGAGCGUCAGGAGUCGUCGCCGUCGCUGUGCGCUCUGAUCAACUACCCCGAGGAGGUGAAGACGCCACCUAAGAAGGGCCAGCAGCAGGCUUUUAUUUCUCCAGCUGUACCCAGCACUUCCUGUCUGCGUCUGGGCCGGCCAGCCAAGCACAGCCAGCAACAGCGAGCGCUCGUCUGCUGCCUGUGUGGCCUCUCGGCCAACGCCGUGGACUUGGGAGACCUGCACGGACCCUAUUACCCCGAAGGUUACCGACCAAACACCAAAGCACCAUCCAGCGGUCUGAGCCUCAAGGAAGAUGAGGACGACUUCAGUGAUUCGGACUCUUCGUCCUGCAGCGUGAGGGCUAGGUCGUGGGCCCUCGUGCAGGCAGCUCAGCCGAAGCAGAAGGGCCUCCGAGGGGGCCGCAGCCCAGCAGCUAAACGGUCACGGUCUGAUACCGGCCCAGCAGAUGUGCAGGACUGGUACAGCCCGCCUGUGCUGCCUCAGGAGCUCUGCGAGUACUGGCUCCACGAGGACUGUGGCAUCUGGUCUGCAGGCGUGUUCCUGGUGAAGGGCAGAGUGUACGGGCUGGAGGAGGCUGUGAAGGUGGCCCAGGAGACGGUAAAGAUGCUCAUGUAG